AUGGUUCUUGCCCGAAGAGUCUUUGGUGAAUCUUAUCUGGUGACAGUUGAUCUGAUCCCUCGAAAUGUUCUCCAAGCAAAUAAUUUCGAUUUGAACGAUUUUAAUUUACAGAAUGAAUACUACACGUACUUGAGUAUGUGUCAAAAUGACACAGGUAUCAAUGUCUACGCACUAUAUCAACGUGAAUGUGAUAAGGAUAAUCAGGUGGCACUUGCAAGAUGGGGUGUAUUCGAAGUGGAGACAUUCAAGAACUAUUCUGCUGAAGUACAAGCGUAUGCGGCUGGUGUUGCUGAGGGAAUCCUAUCGAGAGAGUUGAUUUAUUACCAUUUCCGUAAUACAAUAGAGGAUAUGUGCAAAGGAUAUCGAGCUUACUGUAAAAAGCUCUACCAAUAUGUCUCAGAGAAUUUGAACUGGAUUAAAAAAACAGUUGCACAAAAGCCAAAAAGUGAUCUCUAUUGGAGACAGGUAAAACUUUUGUUACAUAUCCUCUGA
Messenger RNA from Anisakis simplex (herring worm), 492 nucleotides. Lineage: Eukaryota; Metazoa; Nematoda; Chromadorea; Rhabditida; Anisakidae. The record is from the annotation of a GenBank genome assembly.